GGUCAAGAGAUCAUAAAGGAUCUCUCGGAGCAACCACCACCAACCACCACCCAACUAUCAGACCACAUAAUCAUAUUCAUACGAAAACAAGAACCACAGACCAGAGAAGCAAAGCAGAAAAUGACUGAAAGCAACAUCAACAACAACUUACUGAGCAGUCCACAUCCACUUCGACCCUUCGAUCUCUUCACCCCUUCCCCAUCCAGACCCGCCUCAGCAGCCGCAACCCGACUCCCAAACACAAGAGCCCAUCCGUCUUCUACGACAGCCAGGACUAUCGCAAACUCAACAACAACCUCAACAAAGACUAAUGGGGGCGGGUCUUCUUCUCAGACGAUGCCUACCUUGGACGCCAAUUCGUCCCGGCUGAUCGUUGUUUCCAAUCGGCUUCCGAUCACCAUCUCCAGCCAUCCAUCCUCUGCCCCUCCCACCAAAGACAUCCCUCAACAAUCUAGUACAGAGGCAGGGAAGCAUCAUCACAAAGCUGGGGAAGCAGAGGAGAAGAACUCGUACUCUUUCAAGCUUAGUUCCGGCGGCUUGGUCUCCGCUUUGAGCGGCUGCAAGAAACAGAUGACGUUCAGCUGGAUCGGGUGGACCGGGCUCGACGUCCCUGAGCCCGACAAACCCGGCAUCGAGGACCAGUUGUGUCAGCUCUAUUCUUGCAAAGCUGUUUGGUUAUCUGACGAACUAGCCGAUAAACAUUAUAAUGGGUUUUCGAAUUCGAUCUUAUGGCCUUUAUUUCAUUACCAUCCGGGCGAGAUGAACUUCGUGGAGUCGCAUUGGGAGGCGUACAAGGAAGCUAACAUGAAAUUCGCCCGGGUCGUUCAUAAGGACAUUCUCGAAGCCAUCGAGCGGGGCGAAGAUGUGUUGGUUUGGGUGCAGGAUUAUCAUCUCAUGUUGUUGCCUAUGAUGUUGAGAGAAUUACUGGCGUCAUCUGAGGAUAAUGGACUCACAAAUAAGAAUGGUUCGACUACUGAUAAGAAGAAAGGAAAAGUAUCGAUCGGCUUCUUCUUGCAUACCCCGUUUCCAUCGUCGGAGAUAUACCGGAUCCUACCGGUUCGACGAGAGAUCCUCCUAGGGAUCUUACACUGCGACUUAGUCGGCUUCCACACGUACGACUACGGCCGGCACUUCCUGUCCUCAUGCACCCGGAUCCUGGGUCUGCCCGCUAUGCCUAAUGGGCUGGCGUUCGGCGGCCGGUACGUGCAUGUGGGGAGCUUCCCGAUCGGCAUCGAGCCCACCAAGUUCCAGGAAGCCUUGCUGUCUCCGGCCGUCCAGAAACGCAUCCUCACCCUCGAACAAAGGUUCCAUGGUAUUAAGGUCAUCGUCGGCGUCGAUCGUCUCGAUUAUAUCAAGGGCGUCCCUCAGAAACUUCAUGCUCUUGAUGUUUUCUUAUCUGAACAUCCUGAAUGGAUCGGAAAAGUAGUCUUAGUUCAAGUAGCUGUCCCUUCAAGACAGGAUGUAGAAGAGUACCAAAAUCUACGGAGUAAUGUGAAUGAGUUGGUGGGACGGAUUAACGGUCGCUUCGGAACGGUGGAAUACAUGCCGAUCCAUUUCUUGCAUCAGAGUGUCAGCUUUGAUGAGUUAUGUGCCUUGUAUGCGAUCAGCGAUGCAUGUUUAGUGACCAGUCCACGAGACGGAAUGAAUCUGGUUAGUUAUGAGUAUGUGGCAUGUCAAGAGAAGCGCCAUGGGUGCAUGAUCUUGUCCGAGUUCACCGGCGCUGCUCAUUCCCUAAACGGCUCGAUCAUCGUCAAUCCUUGGGCGACCGAUCAGGUCGCCGACGGGAUCUUUAGAGCUAUGAUCAUGGACGACGAGCAACGUAAGGAAAACUUCAAGAAACUGUUUAGUUAUGUUUCCAAAUUCACUGCUGCUCAUUGGGGAUUAACCUUCGUCGCUGAAAUGCAACGGAUCUUGAAGGAAAACGAGCUUAUCGAACGCGAACAACAACAACAAGAAGAAGAAGAAAAACAACAACAACAACAACAACUUCAUCAGAAGAAUCUCGACUUCGAUCAUCGUGGAUUCGAGGGGCUUCGAAUUCGUGAAACUGUUGAAGAAGAAUCUUGAUUCAAGCCGAUUCUUCUCCUCUUCUUUUCUUGGGUGGAUCAUAAUCUUUGUGUUACCCUGGUGAUAAUGAUGAUGAUGAUUUUGAUGAUCUUUUGUCCACAAAAAUAAUCAAGUAAAUCAUAGCUUCAAAUCUACUCGUAGGUCAGCUUUCUCUGAGACCCUUGGUUGUUUUUCCUGAUUGUUAUUUAUAAAAACAGAAUAGUUAGUUCAAGUCAGUUCUACAGAGGUGAAGCAAGAUAGAGUCUUAUCACAAUGAUUGUUGUUAUGUUUGUAUGUAGUUAACUUAUUAGCAGGCUCAAGGUGAAAUUCAGAAUGUUGUUGUUGUUGUACAUACACAGAUACCAAUGUAUAUCAUGUCAUGUCAUGGUGUGUUUACACAUGAGGUUAUUUAUUCAUCUCAAACUUCCCCUGCCCCACAAUAUUGUUGUUGCGGUUAAGACGGAUGGAAAGUAUGGACUGAUUGUCA
Molecule: messenger RNA, 2533 nt
Organism: Puccinia graminis f. sp. tritici CRL 75-36-700-3
Lineage: Eukaryota; Fungi; Basidiomycota; Pucciniomycetes; Pucciniales; Pucciniaceae
Product: alpha,alpha-trehalose-phosphate synthase (UDP-forming)
Exons: 8
Coding region: 121-2067 (648 amino acids)
Biological process (GO): trehalose biosynthetic process; cellular response to heat
Cellular component (GO): alpha,alpha-trehalose-phosphate synthase complex (UDP-forming); cytosol
Molecular function (GO): catalytic activity
Source: RefSeq, a predicted model, not a curated record